AUGGAGUCGUUCAAAGCCGAGCAUUACAACCCGUCGUCUACUCCUCGAAUUGAUCUUCCGCCUACGGUAUUGGUAGACGAUACUGAUUCUGGGAGUGCGGGGGAACCUGACAAUCAGACGCGGCAACUCGAAUCACGCCUUCUCGCGCCUUCGGCGGCUAUGACGUCUGAAACCCAACCAGUAGAUAUUACCUCUACUGGUGUUCCCCAUAACCCAUUCAAUUUCCAAACUCAGGUGAUAUCUACGUCGCCUGUUAAAUCGGUAUCCCGCGCCUCCUGUGCCCCCAUUCUACUUUGCAAAGUAAAUAUUGGCCAGCGUCGUGGCCACAGGUAUAAGCAUAGCAGUAUCUCAGCACAACAUCAAAUAUUCCAAGAACCGCCGCCGAGACCGCCUCCUGUUCUCCCAGCUUCGUUACCCAUACCGACACUAGUAGAAGCAUGGAAGAGUAUGCACAAAGAACAACGCACGAGACUUUAUUGGAGCAUGUGCCAUCUGGCAGUCGCCACCUUUAUCUUCUUCAGAUCUGAAGGAUCGCUUUCUGCAAUGGCUUUAUCUCACUUGGUCUUCUUUGACGCUGGCAGCGCUGCUGUAUGUGUUGCGGUGGAAGUAUUAGGAAAUUUUGAAGUUUGGCGACGCAGUAGCAUUCGCCAUCCCUUUGGGCUAGAGAGAGUCGAAGUACUCGCUGGAUUCGCCAUGUCCAUAUUCCUCCUCUUUGGAGGGUUUGAUCUCGUCUCGCACAAUCUGAAGCAUUUCCUGGAGACUUUGGGAAAUCACGAGGCACACCACGAGCAUGGCCAUGACCGCAUAUCUGCAACUUCUAUUGAUCUUGUAGCGGCCGUUGCUAUCAUCAGCACACUAGUCUCUGCAUAUGGGCUGAAAAACCACUCGCGCAUUGCAAAGGUCAUGAGGGUCUCGUACUUGGCCGCACUUCCAAGCGUUCUGUCCAACCCGUUUCACUUUCUGACGCUCCUUUUUUCCAUCAUUGUUGCGCUUCUGCCGCUACUCUCGAUUUAUCUCUAUACUUGGUUGGAUAGACUGAUCUGCGCCGCCAUUGCGGUUGCCAUGUUCGGCCUUGGCAUGCGAGUGGUAAUUGCCCAAGGCCUGAUGUUGUUGAUGUCGUAUGGUGGAACCAACGGCAACUCUGGAGUCACGGCCGUGUUGAGGGAAAUUGAGUCAGACACUACGAUAACCCGAGUUGAGGAGUCCCAAUUCUGGCAGGUUCACUACGGUCUUUGCAUGGCUAAUCUAAAGGUGAGCGUUGUGAGGGGUUGCGAUGAGGUAGCAGUUAGCAAGUUGCGGAACCGAGUAUCAUCAUUGAUCCAAAACAGGCUUGGAGAAGGAUACGGCGUGGGCGGGAAUACACGAUGGGAGGUUACGUUGCAAAUUCACCCUGAUGCAAGCUCUUCAGUAGUCCUGUAA
Molecule: messenger RNA, 1419 nt
Organism: Metarhizium robertsii ARSEF 23
Lineage: Eukaryota; Fungi; Ascomycota; Sordariomycetes; Hypocreales; Clavicipitaceae
Product: involucrin repeat protein
Exons: 2
Coding region: 1-1419 (472 amino acids)
Biological process (GO): zinc ion transport; intracellular zinc ion homeostasis; transmembrane transport
Cellular component (GO): Golgi apparatus; membrane
Molecular function (GO): zinc ion transmembrane transporter activity
Source: RefSeq, a predicted model, not a curated record